AUGAUCCGUUUUAAACAGAUCUGUCUAAAAGCUUCAGAACGACUGAGCCAGAGGGAGGGCAUCAGUGCCACUCGGCUGAACUCAGUCCCUCCUCAGUCUCCUCGGUCCCUACUCAGUCCCUCCUCAGUCCCCUCUGGUCCUCCUCAGUCCCUACUCAGUCCCUCCUCAGUCCCCUCUGGAUCUCCUCAGUCCCUCCUCAGUCCCCUCUGGUCCUCCUCAGUCCCCUCUGGUCCCCCUCUGGUCCUCCUCAGUCCCUACUCAGUCCCUCCUCAGUCCCCUCUGGACCUCCUCAGUCCCUCCUCAGUCCCCUCUGGACCUCCUCAGUCCCCUCUGGACCUCCUCAGUCCCCUCUGGACCUCCUCAGUCUCCUCUGGUCCUCCUCAGUCCCUCCUCAGUCUCCUCAGGUCCUCCUCAGUCCCUCCUCAGUCUCCUCAGGUCCUCCUCAGUCCCUCCUCAGUCUCCUCAGUCCCUACUCAGUCCCUCCUCAGUCCCCUCUGGACCUCCUCAGUCCCCUCUGGACCUCCUCAGUCUCCUCUGUAG
Knipowitschia caucasica is the source of this 540-nucleotide messenger RNA. Lineage: Eukaryota; Metazoa; Chordata; Actinopteri; Gobiiformes; Gobiidae. The record is from the annotation of a GenBank genome assembly.